Messenger RNA from Choloepus didactylus (southern two-toed sloth), 5689 nucleotides. It is a transcript of the gene GABRB3, whose product is annotated as gamma-aminobutyric acid type A receptor subunit beta3. Gene Ontology annotation, cellular component: membrane; GABA-A receptor complex; neuron projection. The transcript has 9 exons. Gene Ontology annotation, molecular function: neurotransmitter receptor activity; extracellular ligand-gated monoatomic ion channel activity; GABA-A receptor activity. NCBI's taxonomy places the organism in Eukaryota, Metazoa, Chordata, Mammalia, Pilosa, Megalonychidae. The record is from RefSeq and is a predicted model, not a curated record. Gene Ontology annotation, biological process: signal transduction; monoatomic ion transmembrane transport; nervous system process. The coding region runs from base 1 to 1422 and encodes 473 amino acids.
AUGUGGGGCUUUGCGGGAGGAAGGUUUUUUGGCAUCUUCUCGGCCCCGGUGCUGGUGGCGGUGGUGUGCUGCGCCCAGAGCGUGAACGAUCCCGGGAACAUGUCCUUUGUGAAGGAGACGGUGGACAAGCUGUUGAAAGGCUACGACAUUCGCCUAAGACCGGACUUCGGGGGUCCUCCGGUCUGCGUGGGUAUGAACAUUGACAUCGCCAGCAUCGACAUGGUUUCCGAAGUCAAUAUGGAUUACACUUUAACCAUGUAUUUUCAACAAUAUUGGAGAGAUAAGAGGCUGGCCUAUUCGGGGAUCCCCCUCAACCUCACGCUUGACAAUCGAGUGGCUGACCAGCUGUGGGUGCCCGACACAUAUUUCUUAAAUGACAAAAAGUCGUUUGUGCAUGGAGUGACAGUGAAAAACCGUAUGAUCCGCCUUCACCCUGACGGGACGGUGCUCUACGGGCUCAGAAUCACCACAACAGCAGCUUGCAUGAUGGACCUGAGACGAUAUCCACUGGAUGAGCAGAACUGCACUCUGGAAAUUGAAAGCUAUGGCUACACCACGGACGACAUUGAGUUCUACUGGCGAGGCGGAGACAAGGCUGUAACGGGCGUCGAGAGAAUCGAGCUCCCCCAGUUCUCCAUCGUGGAACACCGCCUGGUCUCCAGGAACGUGGUCUUUGCCACAGGCGCGUAUCCUCGACUUUCUCUGAGCUUUCGGUUAAAGAGAAACAUCGGAUACUUCAUUCUUCAGACUUACAUGCCCUCCAUACUGAUUACGAUUCUCUCAUGGGUGUCCUUCUGGAUCAACUAUGACGCAUCUGCUGCGAGAGUCGCCCUCGGGAUCACAACCGUGCUAACGAUGACAACAAUCAACACGCACCUUCGGGAGACUUUGCCCAAAAUCCCUUACGUCAAAGCCAUUGACAUGUACCUGAUGGGCUGCUUUGUCUUUGUGUUUCUGGCCCUUCUGGAGUAUGCCUUUGUCAACUACAUUUUCUUUGGAAGGGGCCCCCAAAGGCAGAAGAAGCUUGCAGAAAAGACAGCCAAGGCGAAGAACGAUCGUUCCAAGAGUGAAAGCAACCGGGUGGAUGCUCACGGAAAUAUUCUGUUAACGUCGCUGGAGGUUCACAAUGAAAUGAAUGAGGUCACAGGUGGGGUUGGUGACAGCAGGAAUUCAGCAAUAUCCUUUGACAACUCAGGAAUUCAGUACAGGAAACAAAGCAUGCCUCGAGAAGGGCAUGGACGGCACAUGGGGGACAGAAGCCUCCCGCACAAGAAGACGCAUCUACGGAGGAGGUCUUCACAGCUCAAAAUCAAGAUCCCUGAUUUAACCGACGUGAACGCCAUAGACAGAUGGUCCAGGAUCGUGUUUCCAUUCACUUUUUCUCUUUUCAACUUAGUGUACUGGCUGUACUAUGUUAACUGAGUGACCGUACUUGAUUUUUCAAAGACUUCAUUUAACAUUGAGUGAAAUAUUACUCUGCCUGUCCGGUUUUUAUACCUGUACACACACAGACACACACACACAGACACACACAUAUAUACAUACGCAAUUGUAUAUAUAUGUGAACUUUCUCAGCAUAUAUAUAAAAUACACGUGUAUAUGAGGAUGUAUGUGUAUAUGUUUAUGCACACAGGUGUAAUUGCCAUGCGUGUGUAAAACAAAUACACAUACAUAUAUACAUUUUGCAGCUACGGACAAUUUAACACAGAAUGCAUAUUGAAGAAAGUCAUAGUUUUUUUCUUUUUUUAAUUGAAAGGGACAAGCAUCAUCUAAAUAUUAAUGCCUUGAGAAUGAGGGCGUGAAACACAAUAUCAUCCCACGUUGUGUCUUUUAUUAUCAUAAAUUAGAUGUUUUAGUUUAAAAUUCAGAACGAAACUCUUAGUUAAUCUUCAGUAACUCACACAGUGGUACUGCUAGUUUAAAAUGAGUCACACACUUCAUGUCCUCUCUUUCAGUUUAGUAAGCAAAGACUUUUUGGCUUUUUUUUGGUGAUGGGUUUUGUUUUCAUCAGGCGUGUACUUUCUCUGUGACGGUUUGUUGGAUGAGGCGAUCCAUGGGCAGCACGCUCACCUGCCAUCUUAAACGUAGGUAGAACCCAUGUUGAUGUUUGAACAUCUACCUUUUGAAAACCCAUCGGGAAUGAAUGGCAUCUCAUUGUAAGUACUCUAAUGUACAGUGUGUUUUUUUGUUCACUUGGAGUGGAUCCAGCUUAACUGUCACGUGGGAAAACCGUAGCACAUUUUGGCAAUGCUUAGUUGACCUUUCAAUCUUUGAGAAUGUGCUCUACGUUGCAUAUGGAUUUCUAGGCCUGAUAUCUAACGGGAAGGAUAGACGUCUCAGGUUAUUCGUUACUCUAAGGUAAAACCACCUAGAAUGAUUCCCCCCUUGCAUUUACAUCAUCAAGCAUUCUUAUAACAUUGUGUGUUAAUAUGAAAUAUAUUUGCAUAAUAUGCAUAUAUAUGUAUAUUACCAAGAUUUUGUUUCUUAUGCUUGCUACCAUGGCAGCAUGUGAUGUCGCAUUUUUCUUUAUGGGAUGUAACUACUUUCUAUUAUCUAGACUUAAGAUUGAAGCUGAAACACUUCUGCUAUUCAAUUUCAUGCCUUUUUUUCUGUAUCUGACUUUGCCAUAAGCAUAUCCAACUCCUAGACCAACUAGGACGCUGCAGGUACACAGCCAGUCCACACCGCACAUCACCCAGAGACCCGUGAUCACCCUCUCGAGGCUGAGGAGAGCAACCUGUCAACAAACCCGGUCACUUUCGGUUCCUUCCGAUCCGCAGCCUCAUCAGUAUUUGGACUUUUUAAAGCUCGUAGAAACAAGACAAGGUGCACUGGUUUCAUAGACGCAACCUUAACUUACUAUUUAGAUGAGAUCUUUCUAAAGAAAAAAAAAAAGAGAUGAUAUAUUUUUUGUAAACAAUAUUUCUAUCACAGGCAUCCAUAAACUGAAAUGACUGCAGUCGUGCAAACAAGUGUCACAGUAAAGUUAAGCAUUUGGAGAAAAAAAACAAGCAAAAUAUGCAGGAAAGAACUACUAAAUUAAUAUUUUACCCCAAAAUGAUACCUAUGCCUCACCCCCUCUUGUUCUACCCAAAACCCAAAGUCGAGUCCAGUCCUCUAGUGUGUGGCCCUGGUUUGCUCAUGCACACAGGCUCCUCUGGAGGAUGUCUGUGGGGGUGGAUGAUCACACAAGCUGGCCACUAGUGGAUCUUCCUUUGGUGGCCUCAGCCUUUUAUUUGUGAUAGUCUGUAACAGUUCAAAACCCACUAUUAGGCUAAACAAUCCACAGCGUCUCAUGCUAGAAACAAUGACCGACUUUUACACCCCCUUCCUUACUUCAUUCCUCUCUUUCUUCCAAAUCUUUCUCCAACUGCACUCUCUGGUUUUAUAUCAUUCUGGAGACUAUCCAGUGAUUUGUUGGCCUUUGGCUUUUCUCUGACCAUUUUUUUUUUUCCCAUGGGUAAAAAUGGGGGAUCCUAAAAGUUGAACAGAUUGGGAAAAACCUUGUAAGUGGCCUUAUCAUUGUUAACAUGUUAAAGAAACAACAACAAAACAUUUGUGAAGACCUUAUCCCUUUCAAUACUUCAGGUAUCUUUUUCUGUAUCCAGUGACUCAAGGUGUGACUCCACAUGCAGAAGAGUGACCCCAAAAUGCAAAUGAACACGGACAAGAGCAGUGAAUACUCAACGUAAUUGUACAAUUUAUAAUAUUCAGAACUGUGACAUUAAUUCUUUCUGGGAGAAAAGUGAUUCAAGAACUUUUUUGAUGUAUAGUUGAGGUACCCAAAUAACAAAGGCAGAGACCCCAUGGGAUUCCAAAGAGAUGCAGUUCUACUUUCCAGGGUUUUCUGGAUAUAAAUUUGCAUGGUAUAGUCAUAAUAGCUUUUGAGCUUUUUAUAUGCAUUUGGCACCAAGAUUGGGAUCCACAACUUUGUAGACACUGCGAUGAAGUUAACAUAUUAGCUAUACUAUAAAUAGUGUUUGUAACUACACACACACACACAUAUUCACACAUACACAAAAAUACAUACAUAUAUUCUGUAAAAAAAAAAAAACAAAACUUUUUAAGAUCCUUGGGUAUGUGUUUGCUUUACUCAUCUCAGAAGAAAAUUACUUUUCUUCUAAUAAAAUUAUUUGAUAGCUUCUCCAUUUUUAAAAGUUGUGAGACAUACUGAGAAGCAGGACUUCUGACUGUGCUAACAGAGGAGAGCUGAGUUUGGUUCCCUGUUUUGUUAAAAUGACCUCUCAUUACCCCACAGUAGUAAUCGAGCCGGGGAAAGAGCCAUGUUGAUGAAUUCUGAAACCCAAUUUCUGGCAUUCAUAUGAGGUGGCUGUUACCCACUUCCAGGCAUGUUGAGUAAGGAGGGACUAGUUUAAUUGGAGAUAUAAUGAGAUUUCUUUCUCAACAUCUGAAAGUAAUAAAGAGUUAAUUUUCUAAGUAGCCCUGUCUUUCCAAAAUGCUUGACAGGGGCUCAAAAUGUACAGAGGAAUCUUGUUUUGACAUGGUUUGCUCUUACCCAGAUUCAGAUACACUUUAAAAAAUUCAAGAGCCCAACUACCUGAAUACACACAGAGAAAGACGGAUGGGACUUCAUUAAUCUUUACAAGUGGUAUUCCUGUUCACCAACCCCAGAACUGUAGAGGGGUUUCACUGUCUAUACCAUGAGACACCCAUUUCCCCCUGAAUCCUAAAUGAACCAGAAAGUGAGUCCUAAUAUAAUUCCCAUUAGGUUUGAAAGUUACACAAGCAUCUGCAGUAUCGUGUGUUUUUAAUGCCAGCACCGAAAAGUUUGGCAUUUUCUGCCAUCACAUCAAAGGCACUUCUCUUCUGUACACCAUGGAAUUAACAUUUUCAGCAAGGAUAUCCUCUUGGAGGUGAUGCCAAACAAGAUUGGGACUGGCUUUAAGGAGACAGGUACACUGCAGUCAUAGGUGUGCUUUUUCAGCUUCUGGUAGAUAAUUCCAUUGGUGUUUGUCCCACCCUGUUGUUAUAAGAAAAGGAUGUGUCCAAUUUUGAAUCUCCUGGCUUGAAAGUAUAAACCAUUCCAUAGUUCUUAUUUUAGCUCUCCACCUGAAAACUGGCUCAUAUUCUUGGCCAUUUUAUGUAAGCAAAACGGAACCAUUGGUGAAAUAUUUUGUUACUCUUUGAAACUGACUCUGGCUCUUAGUGUGAGUCUUCGGUCAGAGUAACACUGAAUUGUGGGGCAUAAAGCUGCCCAGGUGAAUUAAAUUUUCCCAGGACACUAGCUAGUGUGCCUUGGAUUGAUUACCUCUUCUACUGCAUUGAAAGGUGCCAUGUUUUCCUGAAAUACUCAAUUCCCAACACCUGGGUAAAUAGCAACCUCCCAGAAAGUGACUCACGUAUCACACUCCUCCAUCCGUCCAUCCCCUGAACACGUUUUGUCGUUCCUGUCCCACAUUUUUACUUCACAAGUCGGUGGGUGUAUUCAAGGUAAGUACAGGGUCGUUUUAGUAGGAAUAGACGAUUGCUGUCAUGAUCAAUUCCCAUGCUGAUUUCAUUUCAUUGUAAAGAUAAAUUAAAACCCAGUUUUGCUUAAGCACAUUGAUGUAAUCUUUUGGUAUUAUUUGACAUGAAAAAACACAAAACAACAAACUUGAGUGAUAGAUACAAUAUGAAUCUUGUUGAUGAAUGAAUUCAAAUUUAUUAAAAAAGGACUAACUGAGUUAAA